AUGGAUGGGGAAGAAGUUAAGGAGGGAGAGAUGAUUAUCAUGGAUGGAGAAGAAGUCAAGGAAGGAGAAGAAGUCAUGGACGGAGAAGAUGUUAUGGAAGGAGAAGAAGUUAGGGAAAGAGAGGAAGUUGAAGAAGGAGAAGAAGUUAGGGAAAGAGAGGAAGUUGAAGAAGGAGAAGAAGUUAAGGAUGGAGAAGAAGCUUGGGAUGGAGAAGAAGUUUGGAGCGGAGAAGAAAUGAUUGAGAAAGAAGAACCUAAGGAAGGAGAAGAAGUUAUGGAUGGAGUGGAAGGAGAAGAAGUUAAGGAUGGGGAAAUAGUCUGGGAUGGGGAAGAAGUGAAGGAAGGAGAAGAAGUUAGGGAGGAAGAAGAAGAAGAAGUUUUGGAUGGAGAAGAAGUCAAGGAUAAAGAAGAAAUUAUGGAUGGGGAAGAAGUUAAGUUGGGAGAGAAGAUUAUCAUGGAAGGAGAAGAAGUCAAGGAAGGAGAAGAAGUCGCGGACGGAGAAGAUGUUAUGGAAGGAGAAGAUGGUUUGGAUGGAGAAGAAGUUAGGGAAGGAGAAGAAGUUAGGGAACGAGAGGAAGUUAAAGAAGGAGAAGAAGUUAAGGAUGGAGAAGAAGUUUGGGAUGGAGAAGAAGUUUGGAAUGUAGAAGAAAUCAAGGAGGAAGAAGAAGCUAAGGAAGGAGAAGAAGUUAUGGAUGGAGUGGAAGGAGAAGAAGUUAAGGAUGGGGAAAUAGUUUGGGAUGGGGAAGAAGUGAAGGAAGGAGAAGAAGUUAGGGAGGAAGAAGAAGAAGAAGUUUUGGAUGGAGAAGAAGUCAAGGAUAAAGAACCAAUUAUGGAUGGGGAAGAAGUUAAGUUGGGAGAGAUGAUUAUCAUGGAUGGAGAAGAAGUCAAGGAAGGAGAAGAAGUCACGGACGGAGAAGAUGUUAUGGAAGGAGAAGAUGGUUUGGAUGGAGAAGAAGUUAGGGAAGGAGAAGAAGUUAGGGAAAGAGAGGAAGUUAAAGAAGGAGAAGAAGUUAAGGAUGGAGAAGAAGUUUGGGAUGGAGAAGAAGUUUGGAACGGAGAAGAAAUCAAGGAGGAAGAAGAAACUAAGGAAGGAGAAGAAGUUAUGGGUGGAGUGGAAGGAGAAGAAGUUAAGGAUGGGGAAAUAGUUUGGGAUGGGGAAAAAGUGAAGGAAGGAGAAGAUGUUAGGGAGGAAGAAGAAGAAGAAGUUUUGGAUGGAGAAGAAGUCAAGGAUGAAGAAGAAAUUAUGGAUGAGGAAGAAGUUAAGGAGGGAGAGAUGAUUAUCAUGGAUGGAGAAGAAGUCAAGGAAGGAGAAGAAGUCAUGGACGGAGAAGAUGUUAUGGAAGGAGAAGAUGGUUUGGAUGGAGAAGAAGUUAGGGAAGGAGAAGAAGUUAGGGAAAGAGAGGAAGUUGAAGAAGGAGAAGAAGUUAAGGAUGGAGAAGAAGUUUGGGAUGGAGAAGAAGUUUGGAGCGGAGAAGAAAUGAAGGAGGAAGAAGAACCUAAGGAAGGAGAUGAAGUUAUGGAUGGAGUGGAAGGAGAAGAAGUUAAGGAUGGAGAAAUAGUUUGGGAUGGGGAAGAAGUGAAGGAAGGAGAAGAAGUUAGGGAGGAAGAAGAAGAAGAAGUUUUGGAUGGAGAAGAAGUCAAGGAUAAAGAAGAAAUUAUGGAUGGGGAAGAAGUUAAGUUGGGAGAGAUGAUUAUCAUGGAUGGAGAAGAAGUCAAGGAAGGAGAAGAAGUCGCGGAUGGAGAAGAUGUUAUGGAAGGAGAAGAUUGUUUGGAUGGAGAAGAAGUUAGGGAAGGAGAAGAAGUUAGGGAACGAGAGGAAGUUAAAGAAGGAGAAGAAGUUAAGGAUGGAGAAGAAGUUUGGGAUGGAGAAGAAGUUUGGAAUGGAGAAGAAAUCAAGGAGGAAGAAGAAGCUAAGCAAGGAGAAGAAGUUAUGGAUGGAGUGGAAGGAGAAGAAGUUAAGGAUGGGGAAAUAGUUUGGGAUGGGGAAGAAGUGAAGGAAGGAGAAGAAGUUAGGGAGGAAGAAGAAGAAGAAGUUUUGGAUGGAGAAGAAGUUGUUAGAAUCGCGCAGCGGAAUGAUCGCGUGGUCGGACAAAAACCAAGAGGGGGGUGA
Messenger RNA from Sphenostylis stenocarpa, 2109 nucleotides. NCBI's taxonomy places the organism in Eukaryota, Viridiplantae, Streptophyta, Magnoliopsida, Fabales, Fabaceae. The record is from the annotation of a GenBank genome assembly.